GUUGGUCUGGCCUACCUGACUGGCUGAGCGGGUCUGUGCCCACACCCUUCCCUGUUCGCUGGAGGAGAGAGCUGUCAGUGAACACCUCCCCUGAACGUGUGUGUGUGUGUGUGUGUGUUUAUUGACUGAGCUCACAAUCAGUCAGCUGAAAUCACCAGCACUGCUCAGUGCACCUGCCACCAUACUGCAGAUAAACGGACAUUAAUAAGGUGUCUUUUGAGGCAGUUUUUGGACCUUUUUGACUAGAGGGCAGCUAACGAUGUCCAAAGAGGGGGACAGACAGUCAGUUUUGCGGACCACAAAGGUUCGCACUGCUCUGAAAGGAGACAACAGCUGGAUACAGAGACGAGAGCAAGAGAAUCUUGAGAGAGAUGAGGACGAGAAACCAUGGGUCGCCGAAGUGCGAGCAAACCGUUCAAGUGGUGUGUUUGAAGAAACAAGUCCUGUUUCCUCACCCACAGUCAGUGUGCCUCAGCCCAUAUCCGACACAGAGAAACCAAAAGCACCUGUAUCUGGAUACUUAAUCAGAGGGGUUUUCAAGAAAACCGAUUCCAAGCCAACAUCAAAUUCAUCCACCAAUGGAUAUGCUGGAAUAAAUAGCUUCAAGAAAAAGCCAUCUGAGACCUACAAGAAAAUAGCCCCCCACACAAUUCGCUCCAGCAAUGAAAAGACAGUGCAGUCUGAACCAACUCUGAGUCCAGAGGAAAUGGAAAAGAGGAAAGAUGCAGCCAGCAGUGUGCUGAAGGGAUCGGCAGCAAAUCGCCGCUCAUACGUAAUGUCAGCUGCAAAGAAAUAUGAAUCUACAGAGAAGCCUGACAGCUCUGCUGAGAUGGGCAUUUCCUUUGUUGCAAAAAGGGUAGAUAUCAGUGAUGAUGAUGACACUACAGCAUCUGUUAAGUCUGUGCCUGUUCAAAGUGUUAACUCAAACACUGAGCCAGUGGUGAAGGAGGUCAAGCAAGCAGCACCUGAAAUUAAAUCUGAACCUAAGCCAGUGACCGAAACUAAACCUACAACACUCACUAAAAUAACAGCUGAAGCUAUCGCCACAUCCGAAUCUAAACCAGUGCUAGAACGUACAACACAGCCUAAAACAGCAUCUGAGCCUAAACCAGCAACUGAAACUAAAACAGUGGCUGAAACCAGGCCUACAGCACAGACUAAAACAGCAACUGAACCUAAACCUACCACACAAACUACAACAGCAACUGAUCUUAAACCCACAUCAGAACCUAAACCAGCUGAAACUAAACCUACAACAAAAAUUGAACCUAAACCAGCAACUGAAACUAAAACAGAGACCAAAACUACAACUCAAACUACAACAGCAACUGAUCUUAAUCCCACAUCAGAACCUAAAUCAGCUGAAACUAAACCUACAACAAAAAUUGAACCUAAACCAGCAACUGAAACUAAAACAGAGACUAAAACUACAACCCAAACUACCACUGCAACUGAACCUAAGCUAGUGGUUGAAACUAAACCUACCACACAAACUAAAACAACAACUGAACCUAAACCCACAUCAGAAACUAAAUCAGCUGAAACUAAACCUACAACAAAAAUUGAACCUAAACCAGCAACUGAAACUAAAACAGAGACUAAAACUACAACCCAAACUACCACUGCAUCUGAACCUAAGCUAGUGGUUGAAACUAAACCUACCACACAAACUAAAACAACAACUGAACCUAAACCCACAUCAGAAACUAAAUCAGCUGAAACUAAACCUACAACACAAAUUGAACCUAAACCAGCAACUGAAACUAAAACAGAGACUAAAACUACAACCCAAACUACCACUGCAACUGAACCUAAGCUAGUGGUUGAAACUAAACCUACCACACAAACUAAAACAACAACUGAACCUAAACCCACAUCAGAAACUAAAUCAGCUGAAACUAAACCUACAACAAAAAUUGAACCUAAACCAGCAACUGAAACUAAAACAGAGACUAAAACUACAACCCAAACUACCACUGCAUCUGAACCUAAGCUAGUGGUUGAAACUAAACCUACCACACAAACUAAAACAACAACUGAACCUAAACCCACAUCAGAAACUAAAUCAGCUGAAACUAAACCUACAACAAAAAUUGAACCUAAACCAGCAACUGAAACUAAAACAGAGACUAAAACUACAACCCAAACUACCACUGCAUCUGAACCUAAGCUAGUGGUUGAAACUAAACCUACCACACAAACUAAAACAACAACUGAACCUAAACCCACAUCAGAAACUAAAUCAGCUGAAACUAAACCUACAACACAAAUUGAACCUAAACCAGCAACUGAAACUAAAACAGAGACUAAAACUACAACCCAAACUACCACUGCAACUGAACCUAAGCUAGUGGUUGAAACUAAACCUACCACACAAACUAAAACAACAACUGAACCUAAACCCACAUCAGAAACUAAAUCAGCUGAAACUAAACCUACAACACAAAUUGAACCUAAACCAGCAACUGAAACUAAAUCAGAGACUAAAUCUUCAACACAAACAACAACAGUGACUGAAUCUAAGCUAGUGGUUGAAAUUAAAUCUACAACACAGACUAUAACAGCCACUGAACCUAAACCCACAUCAGCGCUUAACCUGGCUGAAACUAAACCUACAACAACUGAUCCCAAACCAGCAACUGAAACUAAAACAGUAACUGAAGCUAAAACUGAACCUAAAACUACAACACAAACUACAACAGCAACUGAAUCUAAGCUAGAAACUAAAUCUACAACAAAGACUACAAUAGCAAGUGAUCCUAAACCCACAUCAGAGCCUAAAGUAGUUGAACCUAAACCUACAAAAACAGCUGAACCUAAACCUACAACACAAACUACACCAGCAACCGAUCCGAAACCCACAUCAGAACCCAAACCAGUGACUGAAACUAAACCAAAACCUGAAGUGAAAUCUGCAACUCAGCUGAAACCAGCACCUGAAUCCAAGCCUGAACCAGUCCCAGAGAAAAGCCUGUCUGACACCCUGUUAUCCUUCAGCACAGUGCCUGCCAGCUUUGGCCAAGCAGAUUCAGGGGUAGAUCUUCUCAGUCGGGAUCUGCUGACAGACAACAGUUCUCUGCCUCAGGCAAACAAGACACAUAAAACUCUGGACCUACUCGCAGAUGAUCUUAUUCCCUUCAAUACUUCUACCACCAGAACCAGCACUGACUACACCUACAGCCGGAAAACCCUGAUUGAAGAUUUUAAGAGCUCAGAUUAUGAUUUCGAUCCAAUACCAAUAUCGAGUGAGCCCACAAAGAGUCCUCAGUGGUACAGUCCUCCCAAACCGGACUCAAGUUCCUCAGAAACAUUCAAUAACUUUCAGCAUCCUGUGGAUUUGGUUGCUGAUGUGCCAGCAGACGUGUUGGUUUCCUUGGCUGAAGAUGUCAUUCCAGUUGAUACUAAGAGUGACUGGAAGACAGACAUGGACAGUUACAAAACCAGCACCAAAACAGUGGAGAGUUCUGUCCGGGAGAACUUACCAGAAUCUGAACCCAAGAAGAGCUUUGUCUAUGUUAAGGAGUAUGUGGAUAACUCACAUCUUGAUGGCAGCAGCUCUGACUAUGUGUCAUCAACAACCUCCAACUACAACUACAGCAGCCCCAGCUACUACUCCAGAAGAGAUAUGACUCCCUGUACAUACUGUGGAGAAAUGGUGGGAAAUGAUGCCAAAAUCACCAUUGAGCACCUGAACAUAUCCUGUCACCCAUCCUGCUUUAAGUGUGGUAUUUGCAGUAAACCAAUGGGAGAUUUACUGUACAACAUGUUUCUCCAUCGUGGGACGGUCCAUUGUGAGAGCUGCUAUUCCAAUGUGCUAUAAGGAGAUCUGCUUACAUGCCUGAAAUAUCCCUCAACAGUAUCGCUAACCUGCUGAUUUGAAAAGGAAUUAGACACGUUACUGGCACAAAACAUGUUCCUCUUUAUUUUUCCUCACUGAUCGUACCGCUGACAUAGUGCCGCUGUGCAGAAUACCUUCUGAAUAUCAUAAAAAGGUUUUCUUGUGCUAUGAAUGCUUGUUGCUGUGCAUUUUCCCCUCCAAUUCUGUCCCUUUAAAUGUUUAGUCAAGACAAUAAGAAUGUAUAUCUUUGUUGUAUUUAAUCAUCAGAAGCCAUUUUAUAGAAAUUAUAUUACUGUUUUAGUAGCGCUGUUAUGAAAAUGCAUAUCCUGCAUUGAUAUUCACAAUUAAAGCAACAUUCUCAUUGAA
Messenger RNA from Carassius carassius (crucian carp), 4204 nucleotides. RefSeq names its product proteoglycan 4-like. Lineage: Eukaryota; Metazoa; Chordata; Actinopteri; Cypriniformes; Cyprinidae. The record is from RefSeq and is a predicted model, not a curated record. The transcript has 26 exons. The coding region runs from base 260 to 3820 and encodes 1186 amino acids.